AUGACACAGGGAAAGAAACUCGUCGUCGUUGUGGGCGCCACGGGCAAUCAAGGCGGCUCUGUCGCUCGUCGCUUCCUCCAAGACUCCCGAUAUGCGGUCCGCGGCUUAACCCGCAACACCUCGUCUCCAGCUUCCCAACUCCUUGCCGCUUUGGGCGUAGAGAUGGUCGCCGUUCAACUCGAUGACCCACAGAGUCUCGAUGUCGCAUUUGCAGGAGCGAACAUCAUCUUUAGCGUCACCAAUUAUUGGGAGCCCUUCUUCCGCCCCGACUGUCGCAAGACGGCCAAGGUGAUCGGCAUGAGUUGCCGUCAAUACGCCUACGAUGUCGAGUAUCGCCAGGGAAAGAACAUUGCUGAUGCAGCGGCCAAGGUAGUGGACACCUUAGAGAAUAAUGGCUUCUUGGUAUCGACCCUGAGCCACGCCCGGAAGUGCAGUGACGGGAAGUUCACCGACUUGUAUCACUUUGACUCCAAGGCCGAUAUCUUCCCUGACUAUGUGCUUGAAAACCACCCGUCGCUGGCGGCCAAGAUGUCCUGCGUGCAGACGGGCUUCUUCAUGAGUAGCCACGCCAUCCUUCCGAAUUCGUAUUUCCAAAAGCAAUCCAAUGGUUCCUUCCACAUGCGCUUCCCAUGCUUGCCCGACACCUUGAUACCCCAUCUGGAUGUCAAUGGCGACCUUGGAAACUUUGUGUACGCCGUUCACCAGAAGCCUCCGGGGGGGAAUUACAUGGCCAUGGGCUCUCACGCGACCUGGCCCGAGUACCUGCGGGCAUGGGCAAAGGCAGCUGGGGUUCCCGCCGAAAAGGCCGUCUACAAGCAAGUAUCGGUAGAUGACAUGAUCGCAGACACCCCGGAUAGAGACGCGGGUAUCGAGGUGGCGAUUAUGUUUGCCUACUCUGAUGAUACUGGGUAUGGGGGUGGCAUGGAAUUGCAGACGGCCGAGGAUUUGAGGAAGCAAGGAAUCGAUUGUCCUAUGACAAGCUUGGAUGAGUGGAUGAAGAAACAGGACUGGUCGGCUGUUCUGAACAAGUGA
Messenger RNA from Sordaria macrospora k-hell, 1032 nucleotides. RefSeq lists its product as uncharacterized. Gene Ontology annotation, cellular component: nucleus. Lineage: Eukaryota; Fungi; Ascomycota; Sordariomycetes; Sordariales; Sordariaceae. The record is from RefSeq and is a predicted model, not a curated record.